Messenger RNA from Falco peregrinus (peregrine falcon), 2680 nucleotides. RefSeq names its product cytochrome P450 3A29-like. Gene Ontology annotation, biological process: steroid metabolic process; oxidative demethylation. The record is from RefSeq and is a predicted model, not a curated record. Lineage: Eukaryota; Metazoa; Chordata; Aves; Falconiformes; Falconidae. Bases 90 to 1619 code for a protein of 509 amino acids. The transcript is spliced from 13 exons. Gene Ontology annotation, molecular function: iron ion binding; heme binding; testosterone 6-beta-hydroxylase activity.
UGUGCCUAAAGGCCAGGGGGAAAAGGUUCAUAAACAGAGGCUGUGGCUUCACAGGAGAUAAAUGCUCUCAGGGCAGGCUGGGAGACACAAUGGAUCUCUUGCCAAACUUUUCUUUUGUCACUUGGCUGUUCCUCAUCAUCUUCCUUAGCCUUCUGGUCCUCUAUGGGAUAUGGCCUUUCCAGACCUUCAAGAAGCUGGGCAUUCCCGGCCCACGGCCUCUGCCAUUUUUGGGAACUUUCCUGGCGUACCGGCAUGGAGUCCUGAAUUUCGAUCAGCUAUGCUUUGAAAAGUAUGGCAAAAUCUGGGGGAUUUUUGAUGGCAGGCAGCCUGUGCUGGCCGUUUUGGACCCCGUCCUCAUCAAAAACAUCCUGGUGAAAGAGUGCUAUACCAUUUUCACCAAUCGCCGGAACUUCGGUCUCAACGGGAUCCUGGAGUCAGCCCUCUUCAACGCUGAAGAUGAGACAUGGAAAAGGAUUCGUACUGUGCUGUCCCCAACCUUCACCAGCGGGAAGCUGAAGGAGAUGUUCCCUAUCAUUAAUCACUAUGGUGAAAAACUAGUGAAAAACAUUGAGAAGAAAGUGGCUAAUGAUGAGUUCGUGGCCAUGAAGGACAUUUUUGGAGCCUACAGCAUGGACGUGGUGGCCAGCACUUCCUUCAGUGUGAAUAUUGACUCCAUGAGCAACCCCAAUGACCCCUUUGUCACCAACAUUAAGAAAUUUCUCAAAUUCAGUUUCCUAGACCCCAAGUUCAUAUUCUUAGUGCUGUUUCCCUUCGUUAUCCCAGUGCUGGAAAGGAUGAAUGUCUCUCUCUUACCCUCAGAGAUCACGAACUUUUUCAGCAGCGUCUUCCUAAAAAUGAAGAAGGAACGGGAAAAGGGCGGCAGCACGGACCGGGUGGAUUUCCUGCAGCUCAUGGUUGACUCGCAGAGCUCACAUGACAGCUCCAAGUCUGCCGAGACCAACCUGUACAAAUCAUUAAGUGAUGAGGAGAUUCUGGCCCAAGCUCUUAUCUUCGUCUUCGCCGGUUACGAGACCAGCAGCUCCACUCUCAGUUACAUAUCAUAUAACCUGGCCACCCACCCUGACGUGCAGCAGCGACUGCAGGAGGAGAUCGAUGCGAACCUGCCCAACAAGGCUGCUCCCAUGUACAACACCAUCAUGCAGAUGGAGUACCUCGAUAUGGUGGUGAAUGAAUCCCUCCGGCUCUUCCCCCCCGUGGGCCGGAUUGAGAGGGUCUGCAAAAAGACAGUAGAGCUCAACAGUGUGACUAUCCCAAAGGGCAUGGUGGUCCUGAUCCCCGUCUAUGUGCUGCAUCGUGACCCGGGAUACUGGCCGGAGCCGGAGGAGUUCAGGCCUGAGAGGUUCAGCAAAGAGAGCAAAGUGUCUAUUGACCCCUACACCUUCCUGCCGUUUGGGGCUGGCCCCAGGAACUGCAUAGGAAUGAGGUUUGCUCUCCUCAUGGUGAAAGUUGCUGUGGUCGUCCUGUUGCAAAACUUCUCAUUCAGAACCUGCAAAGACACUCCGAUCCCUCUGGUUCUGGAUACAAAAGGUAUCAUGCAACCGAAGAAGCCCAUCAUCCUGAAGAUGGUCCCCAGAGCCCACACUGACCUGGAGAAGUGAAGGAAGCAGGAAGAGCUCAGAGACUUUUGUUUGAUGAUGCCUCCCCUAACUCUGGAGAGGAGACCCAGACUGAUGUGUGUGCUGUCGCAUCGUCAGUGGUGUGACCCCCCCCACUUCACAACAGGGCAUUAGGGAUUUGGCUCAGCAUAAUUACAUGAGCAUUAUCCUAAAGAACACGAGCCGCAGAUCCUGCUGUCCCUGAUCACGAUAGGCAUUUUGCAAGACCAUUUGCACUCAAGUUAUUUGGGCAUUUUUUUCUCUCCCUCUGAAGAGGCACUUUUCUAAGCAAUUUGAUUCCAGACACUGUCAGUCUCUUCUGGCAGUGUAAUUUAAAUCAAGAUAGGGAGAGCAAAUUGCACAUAGUUAAGUAAUGCUACCAUUGCUCCUGUUCCUACUGCCUGCUGGGUGACUCUCUCUGUCUUCUGGUUUUAUUCUCCUGGGAAUGCAGAGUUGUCCAGGACUAUUUCCUCAGCUGUGUGCUAUGACCCUAACAAGUGUUAAAAUGGUCACAUCCUUGCAGGAAUGUACGCCUGCAGCAAAGUUUCUGAUGAUGAUUUAUUUAGAUUUUCUUAUGAUUUUCGAUGGCUUUUGCGUGAUUUAGAGUGCAGAUGAGUUAACUGGAGGAGCUCAGAGACAAGCAGUUACCCCCAAUGGCUGGAGAUUUACAGAGUGGGAGAGAAGUGCCCCGCAUGUGUUUCUGGGUUGUUUGCUUAUUUUACCACAGGCUGCAGCCACCUCCCGUAGAAGGGACUGUCAACACAGCCACCAUCUAUACUGCUGUCAGGACACUUUUUAGUCUCUGAUUGAUAUUAGGCAAUUUUAAGACCAACUUAACUGGAUUAAAGGUGCAGGCUGCAGCACUAAGAGCCUUCAGAUGUCCUGAAGAACCCUGAUCUGGAAGGAAGGUGUUGCCUUUGGCUAUUGAGAGCUGGAGAGUCCUGCUAGACUUUGGCAUUUUUGUAGAUUCUAGAAGACCCGUAUGCUCACAUUUCACGUUAUUCCUCCAGAAACUGGUACUGGAGGGCUAACUGCAAUAAAAAGCCUGCUCCCUUCUUCUGUAA